AUGGCGGAUCACUUUGAAAAGAUUCGGAAGAAUUUUGAAUGGAAUGAUGACUUUUCGGUGCUCAAUGGGAAAGCGCAUGGGGGUAAAAUCGAUCUCUUCAAAGCGUUGAUCGAGAAACCUGGGAAAGGAAGAGACGAAUUCGAGACGGCAAUUUAUUGGGAAGGCAAUUACUGGGAUGAGAUGAUACACGAUUGUGCUGAAGUCGAAUGGGAAACAAUUGGGGUAUUGUAUCGAAAAAUUGGGAAUCUUCUAUCAAAAUUUGGAAUUGAAAAGGACGAUUCCGUGCUAAUUGUGAUGUCGAACAUGGUGCAGAGUCCAGUGUUGAUCCUGGCUACAGCCGCUCUCCAAGCUCAUUCAAUCCCCAUUAUUGGUUCUGAAAGUUGUGAAAAAAUUGCCGAAAUCCUCGAGAAAUCCCGGCCAAAGCUGAUCGUUUGUGUAGACGCUUUUUGGCAAGGAGAACAAUUGAUUGAAGUGAAAAGAAAAAUCGAUAAAGCACUAGAGGAUUUAAAUAACGAUUGUAAAUGCUUGGUGAUCCGACAUGUGGGCCCGAAUCCGGGUAUGCCCCCGCCCGAAAAGCACAUCACCGCUCGGCGGCCUUUCUAUAAAAUUGAGAUUUCAAUGACUGAUGGAAGAGACUCGGAUUGGAGCGAUGAAUUCGUGAAACUCGACGACGAUUUCCCGACAAAAUACCUCUCAGCCGAUCAAGUGCUCGUCAAAUUGCCUAUAUGGACAAAGCACAUUCAAAGCUUUCAAGAGCUCACUGUGGGACAACUUUUGGUGGACAUUGUUGAGAUUGAACGAAAUCUCAAAGGGGCAAGCGGGAUCUCAGAACUACAGCCAUCCGGCCACCUCUGCCUUGGCUCUUUCUCCACUCAUUUUGGAAUCUCCUCCUUCUUUGCUGUCUUGUCGAAAGGCCUACCGCCAGUUAUUUUUGAAGGCGUCAUCGAUUACCCAGAUCCAUCGAGAAUCGCUCAUAUCAUUCAGAAAUAUCAGAUCUCCUCUCUUCUGCUCCCAAUCGACACCAAAUUUGAUCCGAUUUACAUGUCAUUUGUGCCCAUUCCAUCCCUCAACCUUGUCAUUUGUUCUCCCCAACAAAGCACACAAAUCGCAAAGAUUUUCCCCUCAACAAUCAUUGAUUUUCAUCAGAUAUUU
Mesorhabditis belari is the source of this 1152-nucleotide messenger RNA. The record is from the annotation of a GenBank genome assembly. Lineage: Eukaryota; Metazoa; Nematoda; Chromadorea; Rhabditida; Rhabditidae.